AUGUCGGCUUAUGGACGAGUUCGCUCCGUUAUGUCCGAGGCGUGGAAACCACAGACCAGUGUGGUGGCGNAUUAUCGAAUGUAUGGCACACAUCAGGCAUGGUGUCAAUACAAGACGGCUCGAAAUAAGGCGCAGGCUCUGCAACGAGAAGGAAAGUAUAUCUACGAAAGGAACCUGGCACAGCACAUUAAGCAUAAUCCCAAAAGGUUUUAUGCCUACGUGCAAGCGAACAAAAAUAUAAAAGAAAGUAUGGGCAGUUUGGAGGUGAGUGGAGGUAGCUUGGCUACAUCAGACCAAGACGAGGCAAUCCCCUUUUAG
Echinostoma caproni is the source of this 318-nucleotide messenger RNA. Lineage: Eukaryota; Metazoa; Platyhelminthes; Trematoda; Plagiorchiida; Echinostomatidae. The record is from the annotation of a GenBank genome assembly.